GGUCCGAUAGACUAGAACAUCCAGGUGCCUGAGCUAGAUUUGUUAGUUUAGCGAGACAUUUCUGUUGCUGACAGGCUGAGAGUUGAACUCACUACACAGCCACCCAAUGAACAGUGAGAGAGACCUGCGCAUAUCGUCAGCAGCCGCUUCUCCAGCCUCAAGCUCAAAUUCGUCAGAUCUGAGAUCACAGAGGAUGUUAUCCCCCCUCAUUUAGUCCGUCUAGAAAGUGGGGGAAAUAUAUAUUCGCAAAAAGUUCGGGGGAUAUAAAAAGACGACAUCUAAAAUGCCCUGGCUCUUCUGCUCAGUGAAAGGUCCUCAUAUUUCAGCUAUGUGUGGACCGAGCAGGGCAGCCUCUCUGGGUCUGUGGGCUUGCUUGCUUGUCACCAGCACCGUAAUGGGUGGGAAAAGUUCUGGGCAGAACGGCAUGACAGAUGAACAGAAAGAUAACACAACAGUGUUCACCAAGAUCUUAGACAGCCUACUGGAUGGCUAUGACAAUCGCCUCAGGCCAGGACUGGGAGAGCGUGUAACUGAAGUCAAGACUGACAUUUUUGUGACUAGUAUCGGACCAGUUUCGGACCAUGACAUGGAGUACACCAUCGAUGUGUUCUUCAGACAGAGUUGGAAGGAUGAAAGACUAAAAUUCAAAGGUCCAAUGGCCGUGCUGCGUCUCAACAACCUGAUGGCCAGCAAGAUCUGGACCCCUGACACUUUCUUUCACAACGGCAAAAAGUCAGUGGCCCAUAACAUGACAAUGCCAAAUAAGCUGCUGCGGAUUACAGAAGAAGGCACACUGCUGUAUACCAUGAGGCUCACAGUUAGAGCUGAAUGUCCCAUGCAUCUAGAAGAUUUCCCCAUGGAUGCUCAUGCUUGUCCACUGAAGUUUGGCAGCUAUGCCUAUACUAGAGCAGAGGUGGUGUAUGUGUGGACCAGAGGGGCUGCUCAGUCUGUGGUGGUGGCAGAGGAUGGCUCCAGGUUAAACCAGUAUGAUCUGAUGGGACAGAGUGUGGAUUCUGGUGUGGUACAGUCAAGCACAGGAGAGUAUGUUGUGAUGACAACCCACUUUCACCUGAAGAGGAAAAUUGGUUACUUUGUGAUCCAGACAUAUCUGCCCUGCAUCAUGACAGUCAUCCUCUCCCAAGUGUCGUUCUGGCUCAACAGAGAGUCUGUCCCUGCCAGAACUGUCUUUGCAAAAGAAGAAGAAGGAGUCUCUCCUCAAGAAGAACAACACUACAGCCUACCCAACUGCCACUGCUACACCCUUCGCCCCCAAUCCUGCCAGGAACCCYGGAUUGGCCACAAUCGCAAAAAGUGCCCCUCCACCACCGGAUGAGCCCAAGGAGGAGCCAAAACCCAAACCCCCAGAGGCCAAGAAGACCUUUAACAGUGUGAGCAAGAUUGACAGGAUUGCCAGAAUAGCCUUCCCUCUGCUCUUUGGAACCUUUAACUUGGUCUACUGGGCAACCUACUUGAAUAAGAAGCCCAAAUUGCAGGGGGUGAAUCCAACCUAAUUCGUAUUUCAUCCUGUUGAAAUUUUACCUGGUUUCAUUUUCUUUUUAUUCCUUUUACAGAGAAAGAGAAAAAAAAAGUAUUUUGAGAUAAACAUUGUGUCCAUUUUUGUUUGAAUAAUCAGUUGCUUCAUUGCUUCUAUGGUAAUCUAAAUUUUGAGGAUUUGGAAAAAAGAAAAAAAAAAAGAAAAAAAAAAUACCGGGAAAAAAACUGAUAUCUUAUAACAACGACUUUGAAAGGUGUUGUUCAGGUCUAAGAUGAUGCUACUAAAAAAAUGCUAAUAUAAAUAUUUAGCCAAGAGACUACUAUUCUUCAAAUCUACAUAGCCCAAACCUGUCAAGGAGCUGUUGUUUUUUGUGUAUGUUUAUUGUUUAAAUGUACUAUUUUUUUUCUUUUAGUUUUAACAUGGAGGCACAGGCACAGUCAAAGGCACUUGUGAAUAUGCAUGGGCAGGACAUGUUAUUGUUUAUAUAGAUUUAUUCAAACUAGAAAUGAGAAUUGACUGAUGGCUUAGUUUGUUUGAUGUCACCAGUGCUAUGCCGAAUCUUUUUUCAAAAUAUCUCCCCUUUUAUGUAGAAUGUUUAUUAUAGAAUAUGUCAUUCUUGAAAAUAUAUCAUGGUUUCUGCAAUAGCAAUAAAACAUGUCUCGAUGGACAUAGUUUCUUUAGGGAUCAAACACACAAAGUUCAGUCAUCCGUGUGCUCAGAAUUAAAACCCAUUUGUUUUUUUUUCUUUCACAGCAUUGUAAAUAUUAUUAGGUGUUAGAGAUGUWUUUAUUUUGAAUAAGCUUUGAAAAGUGUAACUAGGGGAUGUUCAAAUGAAUUCAUGGAACGUUUUUUUUUUUAAAUUCUUAAUUUGCUUUCCACAAAUAGAUGAAUAUAUCGAUAUAAAUCAUGCUGAACUGACUGUUUUUCACCAAGUUAACAUUCCACUGAAAACAUCUCUCACAUUAAGGUUAAAUAUGAUUAAAUAUGUGUGUCUAUGUUCACAUCAUCAUCAUCAACAGGAACUAUUGAGAUUGGCUUAGUUAGGGAAAAGAAUGUAAAACCAUCUCAAAAUCUGGAGUGCAUUUUUACGUUUAGAAUAAAAAUAAUAAUAAUUUACUUCAUUUUGUUGGGAUUAUAUUSUUAUUUUAUUUGAUCAUUUCUUUUAGUAUUUGACUAAUUAUGCUGGGGUCGCCUUUGCUAAAAGUACAUUAGAAGAAAGUUCAGUGGUAGGGCACAUUGAGACAGAGGAGAAGUGCCUUUUCCAUUUUCAGAGUUAGAGCUGUGGUGGUUCUUAGUUGAUUGAUGGCACACCUGUUAUUAUUUUUUUUUUCAUUCUAUUGUGUCCCUCCCCUCCCUUCCAAUUCAUGUUCAUCAAAAUUCACAUGGGUCAAAUAUUGAAACAUAAUACUCAGAACGUACCAGCUACACUGCCUUCAGUAUCACAUGCCUGUUUGGAGUCAUUUGUUGCUGCUUGUUGGUGAGCAACAGCGAGAGACAGGGAGAGAAACUGAAAGAGACAAAAGGGGAAAAGAUGCUGAGUUGAAGUGGCACUGUAAUCUUAGGAUGGCCGGCGCUGGGUUUUGCACAGAGGGCUUGUCUUGUAGUUCUACAAUAGUGAUGAAGAUGAAUAUAUUUUUGUAGCAUGAUGUCAAUCCCUCUUCCAAUAACAUCCGACAGAAACUAAAGUGGAAAGUAUGAAUUUGUUGUGGUCUUUAACAUUGCUUGCUUUCUCCUUUAUUUAAAUAAAAAAAAACACCUUUAGGUGUUGAUGUGGCACGUGAAGGUUUCUAAACAGUCCAUUUGAAAUUAUGUUAAUGUAGCAAUAUAAAUUAGCAAGGGCUUUUCUUAGGACCUGAACCUGGCACUCAGUUUGAAAGUUAUAUCCAUUGUAGCUUUACACUGACUCAUCUGUACUUGUAGUUUUUUAUGUGUGUUGAAAAUGGAUAUUUAUAUUCUCUUGGUUAAAUAAAAUAGCAAGCAUUGCAUUUUAUGAUCAUCUUAAUCUUUAGCUUUAAUUGAAAUAUUCCUUGAUAAAAUGAAAGUGGAAGUGUGCUCACUGCUUCAUAAGUUGAAUGUUUAUUUGACACUGAACAGACCAAGAGACAUUAAAACUGGGAGAAUUAUCAGUGCGUGUGCUGUCGCCACUGGAUCACACUACUAAUAUGAGCAAUUGAAGAAGAAAACAGUGCUUCUUGCUUUUACCACAAUCAGUAUAAUUAUCACAAAAUUUAUCUCCCAACUGAAAACAUAUUACCAUUAUAUGCAAACAGUCCACUGUUCACAGCUACUUCUGUUACAAGCAGAGGGUCACGGAACUGUCAAGUUGAAGCGGUAGAGUUGUAAAAAGAUGUUUGAGUUCAAAACUAUUGUAUUUAUGUUUGUUAUCAUAAAGAAAGAAAUAUAUAAAUAUUUAUAUAAAUAUAUAUACUUAUGUAAAAUACAUAUUGCAUACAGUUCUGAUUAUAAUAUUGAAGAUGUUAGCUAAGAUGAUGAUGAUUAUUGUUUGUAUUCUGAACUUAUUGUUAUGCAUUUUGCACAUUUAAAAGAACAAUAACAUUUCAUUUAUGUAGUCAGCUUUGUGCUAUGCAAGGACAGCUUUUAACCACAUCAUUGACUUUUUCACCUUGAGCUUUGGAUUUAYAAGCUAUUGUGAAAAAGAGAAAGGAAAUUGCUUGACUUUUUUUUUUUUGUUUUAUUUGUGCAUCUAUGAGCUUUUUCUUCUCCCCAACAAUGGCCAUACAGGGUGACAUCAAAGAAAACAGUGGAUUAACUAUUUUGUUUGAGCUUUGGAUUUAUUAGUAAUUGGAAAACGGCUUUCAUCGUUGAUUGCACUUUUUCCACAGGGUCAUGCAAUAAAGUGAUUGAAAUGCAAGAAAAAAAGGAGAAAUUGUGACAAGAUAACCUCAUUACUCUUUUUCACUGCUUGAGCUUGCCUGUCAUUACAAAAAAUGAUGAAAGUGAAAAUGUUAAUUUACUCAAAGGAUCAUUGUGUCCCCUCUUUACUUUUCAAAGCUGGGUGAUAGUUUAAAGUGCACAAGGGAGUUUUUGACUUUGACAGAGUAAAUGUGAAUUUUGCCCUGUUUUUUUUUUUCCUUCAUUGAAAACAUCUUUGCUAAUUUCUUCUUGUGUUUUCAAACUGGAGAAAGUACAUUUUUGCUAUAUUUAAUGUUCCAGAAUGUGAAAUAUGAGGCACAGUUCUGUCAUGAGCUUCCUGCUUUUAUCUUCAUCCUCAGACUCUUCAUCUAUGUAAAUAUCACAAAAUAGGUCCAUUGCAGUUCUCAUCCAUAUGGUAUUCAACACAGAAACUUGGUUAUUCCUAAAUACCUACUGGUGUUAUUUUCUUGUCUUUUUAACAAAUAUACGUUCAGAUUUUCACUGAAAAUAAACCAACUAAAAUAUCUAAAGCACAAAUGUUGAUAAGGGUAAACAACACUGGAACAAUACUGUGUUCAUAUGGACAUCCAAAAACAUGAAAUACAUACAAGUUCACUUAUCCACAUACCGUAUAUAUGCUGGCAGUCCAAUGAUACAGGUGAAGAGUUGUGAUGGAUGUAGAUGAAUUGAUAAAUUUUAUGUAAAUGUUUUAUUAUUUUUUGUUUGUUUGUUUGUUCUUUUGGUUCUGAUACGGCCCUGUAAAAUAUAAUUCUCUGCAUUAGUCUUUAAAUAAAAAGAAAACAAAUGAA
Austrofundulus limnaeus is the source of this 5178-nucleotide messenger RNA. It is a transcript of the gene gabra1, whose product is annotated as gamma-aminobutyric acid type A receptor subunit alpha1. Gene Ontology annotation, biological process: monoatomic ion transmembrane transport. Gene Ontology annotation, molecular function: GABA-A receptor activity; extracellular ligand-gated monoatomic ion channel activity. Gene Ontology annotation, cellular component: membrane. The record is from RefSeq and is a predicted model, not a curated record. NCBI's taxonomy places the organism in Eukaryota, Metazoa, Chordata, Actinopteri, Cyprinodontiformes, Rivulidae.